Molecule: messenger RNA, 3609 nt
Organism: Phycomyces blakesleeanus NRRL 1555(-)
Lineage: Eukaryota; Fungi; Mucoromycota; Mucoromycetes; Mucorales; Phycomycetaceae
Product: Homeodomain-like and zinc finger-domain-containing transcription factor
Exons: 5
Coding region: 1-3609 (1202 amino acids)
Molecular function (GO): zinc ion binding; catalytic activity; nucleic acid binding
Source: RefSeq, a predicted model, not a curated record
AUGACUACAUUCUUUUAUGAAGAUGGACAAGAAAACCUUUUCAAUGAACAUGGAGAAAAAGUUUACGAUCCAAUGGAAGAUGUUUUAACACAAAUUGACGAUCCCAAUAUAGUUCUUGAAACAAUAACCAAUCGAGAAACUUACUUGAGUGCUAAACGCCCCGAAAAAGCUACUGGUGAACCAUCAGUUACGAAGCCGUUGAAAUCUAGUAAUUUGACUAAAUCAACCAAGUCAUACAGUAUCUAUAGUGAUACGACCAGAGAAUCGUUUAUCGACCGUAUGCUUGAGCAACCGCAAGAGCGUGGCUUAGUGGCUAAAGUUGCAAGAGAACUCAACGUGAAGUACCGUACUGCACUGAAUUGGUGGUACAUUUAUGAAAAAAUGGAAGGGGUGCCGUAUAAAAAUAGUGAAAAAAACAGUGGUCCAAAAAGCUCAUUUACAGCUGAACAUAACGAGUACAUUACCAAGCUACUUGACAACGACCCUCAGAUAUUUGCGGACGAUAUAAUAAAUAGCUUGACUGAACAAUUCGAAGGCUUCACAAUUUCAAAAUCGCAAAUUAACAACCAUUUACGUAAUACUAUGCUUAUCACUGUAAAAAAGCCAUAUUUCGAACCUGAGGUUAGAAACUCAGUAGAAAAUCUCCAGACACGAUUCGAAUGGUUUAUGAAAUGGAAAGAUUCUGAUCUGGAUUUUACAAAAAAAUUAGCAGUAACUGAGAUUAGUGGAGAGAAUACCUUUUUCGAUGGCACUGGCAGUGUCCUCCUUGAACGACCCAACCCACCAGCUCAGCAAGUCGCUAAGCUUGCCUACGAGAUUUCUUACAACGACAACACUACCAUCCUUGGAGAAUGGGCACAUAUGGGCUCCCAUUGCAAAUACUGCAAACAAAUGGGCCACGACAUCGAUGCCUGCCCUGCACGCUCUUCAGAAACACGCACCUGUCACAGCUGCAACAAGCCUGGCCAUUUGCAAGCUAACUGUCCCCACGUCUCCGAACCUGCUCGUAGGUCAGCAACCACUAACAAACGCUCUCGCCACCUCAACCGUGUUCCUCACCAGGAUCGCAUUGUGCUGCCCCGCCCCCUGACAACUAAUCUCCCCACUGGUACAUCUGCGGAUUCCAUCCACAAUCCGGCUAACAAAGCUUCAUCUUCUCUUCUGCCGAUUGAACCACAACGCAAAGCCAAGGUAGUCAACCAUGCUGAAGAGGAAACACCAUCCGACAACACCGCCUAUAUUGUAGAUCCUGAAGACGACACAAUGCUCGACGCCCUUCCAGAACAGGUAAAUUCUGACAAAGCCCAAUUGCAACAGGAGCCUGAGAAGGCCGCCGAUGAAGGCCUCUCCAAGGUGGGACGACCCGAAACACGCUCAUUAUUUAUACGCCACUUACGUUCGAAGGGAAUUGAUCUCCUCGCCCUUCAAGAAACCCAUGCCCACUCUAUUGCUCUUCAAGACACAUUUACUAUGCAAUUCCAAUCUUCUUCUUCUCUUUGGUCUCCUCAUUGUGGACUUGUAUGCCUUUCAAAAGAUAUUAUGCUUACUGAUCCAUUGUUUAGUAUAUGCGGCCGCUGCAUCACUGCUACGGUAUCUCACGCACAGUCUAUGUUCAACUCUUUCCGUAUCUGUGUCAUUUAUGCUCCCGCUACUUAUCGCGAACGACAUUCGUUCCUCACCUCUCUUCUUCACAAUCCUCUCUUGAUACCCGCGUCACCCACUAAUAUGAUUCUAUUGGGCGACCUCAAUCACUCACUCACUACUACCACCGCCCAUAGCACUCCACCUCGCCCAUGGCUUCAAUUUCUCACCGACCGCCUUGUGGACUGUGUGACUCCCACCGGCAAGGUACCUCAACCUACCUUUCACCGUGGGACAUCAUCCUCCACAAUUGACUACAUAUUCGCCUCCUCCGACCUUGCUUCUUGUGCCACCUCACACUCGGUGGAAUAUAUACACUCACAAUGGUCUGACCAUUGUCUGGUCACAGUCGUACUCUCCCUUCCUUCUUCUCGGACCAGUGGUAAAGGCCUUUGGCGGGCGAACCCUCGCCUUGCUCAGCUCACUUCCUUCCAGGACGAACUUUCUGUCUUUCUUCACACCUUCGUUCCCACUCUCCCCGCCUCCAAUUCCCCACAGACAAACUGGGAUUUAGUCAAGUCUGAAGUGACUAGAUUCAUUAAACGUUUCUCUCGUCGAAUCUCACCUUCCCUGUCCACUCUAGAAGCACAACUUCAAAGAUUGAGGACAGCUGCAAUCUUCACUCAUCUCGCUGUCUCUCCUUUCGGGCUUUGGCAUGUUUUGCGUGUGGUCUCUCUACCUAUGUCCUUCUUUCAGAAGAUCAGGUCCAUCAUGGGUAGCUUCCUUCAACGUGGCACCUUCCCCCCGAUUUCUUUGGAUACUUUCUGCCUCCCACGCAUGCAAGGUGGACUUGGUAUCAUCGAUCCUAAGACGCAGCAGAGCGCUCUACAACUUCGUUGGCUUCAACCUAUCGUCCGCGCUCCUCGGUCCCCACCUGGUUUGGUCCCGCGCUGGAUGUCCGGAUUGUUACAUGCUUCACUUCCAUCUCUUUCUCCCCUAUUUCCCCUUCUAUUUCCAAGUAUGCGUCCUUCUGGAUGGCGGGAUCUUACCUCUCCUCUACAUUUAGCCUUCACUGCCAUUGACCAUCUGCCGCACAACUUUGAUAAUGUUGUGGUAAAUUCGACUACUUGCCUUGCUUUGCCUCUCUCAGCGGUCACCAUUGUCCCUGCUUCCCAAGCACGCUUCCCCCCAUCUUGGCAAGAUCUUUUGGUUUCCCACCUCUACACCUUUGACCCUGCCCUGGCGUCGCUACGGUCUAUUUCCAUCACCAGCAGCCAUCCACGCUCUCGUGUUAUUCAUAAGUUCCUUGGCCGAGUUCAACUCAACACUCUCACAUUACAUUCGAUAAUCGUUCGUGCUUGUUGCUCUCCUCGUGAACUGACCGAACAAUAUCCGUCUCUGCUCGUUCAAGAUGGCACAUCAAUUGACUUGUUCCCUUUCUUUAAUGCGCUCGUACCUUCUCAGACUUGGGCACGCCUUUCCACACGCACUUUCCGCGGGCUGUGCUCCCACCAUCUCGUCCGUGCCCGCUAUUUCGAUCCCCCUCGUGGCUCUCGUCAUUGGCGGAAAUUUUGGUCUUUCCCCCUUCCCCUGGUGGCUCGUAACAUUUGGUUUCGUGGUCUACACGACAAGAUUUCUUGCCGAGCCCGUCUUCACUCUUUGCUUCCUCUCGCCUUUCCCUCUCCUACCUGCUCUAUUUGCUCUCUCUCCUCCGACUCCCAAGACCACUUCUUCUUCACUUGUCCUCUCAAAAACGCGGUGUGGAUCGGCAUGUGGCUGGAAUUCUUUGGCACAAUACCUACCCCAACCGCACUACACAACGCUUUUCACUUCUUCUCUUUUCCCUCUUUCUUAAACUCUUCUAUUCCCCCUUCUACCGUCUUUGGAUGCACCCCCCUUGCGAUAUGGCGUCACCACUGGACUUUCAUUUUUGACGAUUCACCAUUUGUUCCUUCUGCUGUUGUUGGUACGGCUCGCAAGACCCUAACCCGCAUUUGCCAAGAAUUAGACCUCAAUCCUCUCUUUUAA